CCCAAAGCUGCGAAAUCUAGAGUUCGAAAGACGAGUCGUAGAAAGAAAACUCGAGCUACUAGCUAUGGCGUCGACUACAUCACCACCACCGUCAUAUCCAAGUGCUGCGAGAAUCUCCGACUCUCCUUGCUUUCCUCAAUAUACUGCUUCUCUUAAAUGUCUCGAAGAGUUUAGCACUGACAAAAGCAAAUGUCAAGAACAUUUUGAUGUUUACAAGGAAUGCAAGAAAAAAGAGAGGGAAGCUCGACUUGAACGAAACAAGACUCGGUCUUUGUUCUCAUGAACUUCCUUUUGCUACUCACAUUCCAUUAUAACCCAGACUGGAGAUGAGAUCACCGUGGAUGGAGAAUUUAUACCAACAAAAAUAAUAAACUGCCUUGAAGUGUAGAACAUGAAAGAGCCUUCCUCUGCAGUUUUUUGUCCUUUUUAUUAUCUAUUAUCACAUGUCAUGUUCUAUUGAACAUAUCAGGCAUUGUUAGAUACUUCAUCCCAUGCCAAGCAACUUGUAGUAAAUUAAAGAGAAUGUAAAUCCGUGCACAACCCUAAUAAAAAUAAAAUAAGAAAACAGAGAUUUAUAUUUCUCCUCUGUAUUGCUGGAA
Messenger RNA from Humulus lupulus (European hop), 599 nucleotides. Its product is annotated as cytochrome c oxidase-assembly factor COX23, mitochondrial. Lineage: Eukaryota; Viridiplantae; Streptophyta; Magnoliopsida; Rosales; Cannabaceae. The transcript has 3 exons. The record is from RefSeq and is a predicted model, not a curated record. The coding region runs from base 65 to 283 and encodes 72 amino acids.